Oncorhynchus masou masou (cherry salmon) is the source of this 4698-nucleotide messenger RNA. RefSeq names its product protein HIRA. Gene Ontology annotation, molecular function: nucleosome binding; protein binding. The record is from RefSeq and is a predicted model, not a curated record. The coding region runs from base 210 to 3386 and encodes 1058 amino acids. The transcript has 26 exons. Gene Ontology annotation, biological process: chromatin remodeling; DNA-templated transcription; regulation of DNA-templated transcription. Lineage: Eukaryota; Metazoa; Chordata; Actinopteri; Salmoniformes; Salmonidae. Gene Ontology annotation, cellular component: HIR complex; chromatin; nucleus.
GACACUGAACUGUUUCUGCUUGGAGAUUGGGGAGAAUGCGAGAUGUACCAGAGGGUAGCAAGAGAAAUGGAGUUCAAUUAAAGUAACGGACGGACUUUGACACAAAAAGAAGGGGUACUUCAGAUUCAAGGAUAUCUAACUAAACGCAAGAGACGGAGAGAAAUCACGAUUAGCACAACAUAUUUUAAUUCAAAGCCAACGCACUUGAAAUGAAGCUAUUGAAACCAAGUUGGGUCAGUCACAAUGGGAAACCAAUAUUUUCUGUUGACAUCCAUCCUGAUGGAACAAAGUUUGCCACGGGUGGCCAGGGUAAGGACUCUGACUGGGAAGACAAACCAUAUGUUGUCAUAUGGAACAUGGCUCCAGUGCUCCGAGACUGGAGGACAAAAAACAUCCCCAAGAUGCUCUGCCAGAUGGACAAUCACUUAGCCUGUGUGAACUGUGUCCGCUGGUCAAACACCGGGCUUUACCUGGCCUCCGGAGGAGAUGACAAGUUGGUCAUGGUGUGGAAGAGAGCUGCCUUCAUUGGACCGAGUACUGUCUUUGGGUCGAGCAGUAAAUUGGCCAACGUGGAGCAGUGGCGCUGUGUGACCAUACUGAGAAACCACACAGGGGAUGUCAUGGAUGUGGCGUGGUCCCCUCACGACGUGUGGUUAGCCUCCUGCAGUGUGGACAACACCAUUGUGAUCUGGAAUGCUCGCAAAUUCCCAGAGAUAGUGGCGUCGCUGAAGGGACACACAGGCCUGGUGAAGGGGCUGACGUGGGACCCUGUAGGGAAGUACAUCGCCUCCCAGGCUGACGACCACAGCCUGAAGGUGUGGAGGACCAUGGACUGGCAGCAGGAGACCAACAUCACCAAGCCCUUCAACGAGUGUGGGGGGACCACUCACGUGCUGCGCCUCAGCUGGUCUCCUGACGGACAGUACCUGGUGUCAGCUCACGCUAUGAACAACUCAGGGCCCACCGCUCAGAUCAUUGAGAGGGACGGCUGGAAGACCAACAUGGACUUUGUGGGCCACCGCAAGGCUGUCACUGUUGUGAAAUUCAACCCCAAAAUCUUCAAAAAGAAACAGAGGAAUGGGAGUUCUCCCAAGCCCAGCUGUCCCUACUGCUGCUGUGCUGUGGGAAGCAAAGACCGCUCCCUCUCCGUUUGGCUGACCUCUCUGAAGCGCCCUCUAGUGGUCAUCCACGACCUGUUUGAUAAAUCCAUCAUGGACAUCUCAUGGACCCUGAAUGGACUCGGUAUCUUGGUGUGCUCCAUGGACGGUACAGUGGCAUAUCUCAACUUCUCUCAGGACGAGCUCGGGGACCCCCUCAACGAGGACGAGAAGAACGCCAUUCACCAGAACAUCUAUGGUAAGAGCCUGGCCAUCACCACCGAGGCCCAACUCUCCACCACCAUCAUCGAGAACCCGGAGAUGCUCAAGUACCAGCAGGAGAGGCAGCGUGCGGAGCAGGCCAACCACAGGAUGACCCACGAGGCCCAGGCCCACAAACUCACCAGCGUGGUCAACGGAGAGUCCCUGGAGGACAUCCGCAAGAACCUGUUGAAGAAACAGGUUGAGACGAGGACCGCGGACGGCAGGAGGAGGAUUACUCCUCUCUGCAUCGCCCAGCUCGACACGGGGGAUUUCUCCCCAGCCCUCUUCAACAGCGUACCCAUCCUCCCUGGGUCGGCCAGCCAGCUCACCUCCCAGCUUUCCUCAGACUCCAACACGGCCACCUCCAAUUUGGACCCCCUAUCCACCCCACUGGGGAGCAAGGCCCCAGAUGACGCCAAAGACAGUGUUUCCGGUGCCACGGCCCAGGCCUCGUCUCUUAACGCCACAGCCAUGAAGUCCAACCUGCUCCUAACUACCUCCACCAAGAUGGAGCCGAUGAAAGCCCUUGACUCCAGGUUCACAGAGAGGUCAAAGGUCAUGCCCGGGGUCACCAUCUCCAUGGCGGGACUCACCCCGCUAGACAGAGUGAAAGACAGCAGCACUUUAAAAGAGCUCAAGGAUGAGACGAGCAGCGACAGCGAGGACAAGAUGGUUGUGAUGAAGUCCCCCUCCUUCACCAAGAGGAAGGCCCUCGACGUGGACGGAGGGGACAACCAGGUGGAGAAGAGGAAAGCCCUAGACGUGGACGGAGGGGACAACCAGGUGGAGAAGAGGAAGGCCCUCGACGUGGACGGAGGGGACAACCAGGUGGAGAAGAGGAAGGCCCUCGACGUGGACGGAGGGGACAACCAGGUGGAGAAGAGGAAAAAGGGACGGCCCAGGAAAAUGGACGCUAAAAUGAUGAUGCCUGUGCCCCACCAAACCUUCCAGCAGGCUACCCCUUCAUCAGAGAAGGAGCCUUGUUGCGUCGUUGCUAUCCCCGUGGCUGUCCUCAAACUGCCCACUCCCACACCGCAGAAAGCAUUUACUCUUCAGGUCAGUACGGAGCCCCCGGUGUACCUGGAGGUGGAGAACGAGGUCUCUGCAGUGUCCGGAGCCAAACUCAGCCAGCUCCGCUGUUCCAGGGAGGGCAGGGAGUGGGACACGUUGCUGCCCAGCCGAGUCAUCACUGCAGCGGGCAGCAGUGAUGUGGUGGCAGUGGCGUGCGAGGACCGCAUGUUGUCUGUGUUUUCGGCGUGUGGCCGCCGCCUACUGCCCGCCAUCCUGCUGCCCGCGCCCAUGUCCGCCCUGCACUGCUCAGGCUUCUACGUCAUGGCCUUGACCGCCUGCGCCACCCUGUCUGUCUGGGACGUCCAGAAACAGAGUGCCGUGGUGAAGAAUGAAUCUUUGCAGACCAUUUUAUCAGGCACAGAAUGCACCGUGUCCCAGUCUUUACUGACACAGCAGGGGGUCCCAGUCAUUGGUCUCUCCAAUGGGAAGUCUUACUGCUUCAACUCCUCCCUGGAGACAUGGAACCUAAUAGCAGAUAAACAGGACUCCCUGGUGCAGUGUGCCGACUUCAAGAACUGCAUCUCCUCCCAGGAUGCACCUGUGUCACAGGGACCCCUGGCUCUCACACAGGGACACAACCUCAAUGCGGGUCGCCUGGCCUCCAGACUGUCGUCCACCCCCCACCACCUGCAGCAUGGUAUGACCCUGGUUUUCCUGGAGAACCAGCUGGCCUCAGCCCUCACCCUGCGCUCCAGCACAGAGUACCACUACUGGCUGCUCAUCUAUGCACGCUUCCUGGUCACCGAGGGCUCUGAUUAUCGGCUACGUGAGCUCUGUAAAGACUUACUGGGACCAGUGCACAAGUCUGCCGGCAGUGCCUGGGAGCCGACAACCCUGGGCCUGCGGAAGAGGGACCUCUUGAGAGAGCUGCUGCCUGUCAUAGGACAGAACUUGCGUUUCCAGAGGCUCUUCACAGAGUACCAGGACCAGCUGGAGCUGCUCGGCAACAAAUAGCACUUCUCAAGUAACUCACUUACUAACCCCACUAUCCUAUCCAGCCCAGCUCCACCCUGGCUGCUGACCGACAUUCUCUCCUCCAGCUCUGGCUCUAUCCAGCCCAGCUCCACCCUGGCUGCUGACCGACAUUCUCUCCUCCAGCUCUGGCUCUAUCCAGCCCAGCUCCACCCUGGCUGCUGACCGACAUUCUCUCCUCCAGCUCUGGCUCUAUCCAGCCCAGCUCCACCCUGGCUGCUGACCGACAUUCUCUCCUCCAGCUCUGGCUCUAUCCAGGCCAGCUCCACCCUGGCUGCUGACCGACAUUCUCUCCUCCAGCUCUGGCUCUAUCCAGCCCAGCUCCACCCUGCUCCGUCUAACCAAGCCUGAAGGAAGCUCUCUGUCCCUGGGUGGAGAACCACUGGCACCCGGGUUGCAGGAUGCUGAAAACAGCACUGAAUAAUGACUGAUUAUGCAUCGUCAUCAAGUAUCCAUUAAUAAUUGAUCGAUUUAAUUAUGUUGACAAUGAUAAAUAUGUUGGAACUGUUUUCGGCGAACUCCAAGCGCUGCUCUAUCUGUCAGGAGAAUUCUCUUUCUGGGAAGAUGGAGAAAAGCGUAUACCUGGUUUUGGAUGGGCCACUAGAAGCACAACAGUCCCGUCCCCCUUAACCUCCACCGACUCCCUCACCGGACCCCUGCUAUGUGUGGCUGCUGCCCACCAGGCCUGGCUAUGGGUCGCACCUGUCCUCUCCUGCCCUGGGGUGCAACUAUACAGGGUCAUCUGGGGUCACAUGCUUAAGGGUCAAUGUAAUGAAAAAAGCAAAAGCUACAGUAGGAUAGAGGAGCUGUGUUCUACCAUGAAUCACCCUCUCCUAUCUUUACAGAAUGUGUACAGACUCUUUUCUGUUAGUCAUUUUUAAAUGUUUGUACAAGGCAACUUCUUUUCCAUUUUCUAAAAAAAUAAAAAUAAAAAUGAGAGAAAAAUAAUACAAACAGGCAACACUUGUGUUUUGAAAUUAAAUAAAACAAUCAACAAAUGCUGUUUGGCGAAUCUUCGUGUCCACGGUUGUUUCUGUCUCCUACCUGUCUGGAGCCUCGGGCCUGGCCUGUCUGGACUGGCCUGUCUGGAGCCUCGGGCCUGGCCUGUCUGGAGCCUCGGGCCUGGCCUGUCUGGAGCAUCGGGCCUGGCCUGUCUGGAGCCUCGGGCCUGGCCUGUCUGAAUAAAUUAAUGCUGAUCUAUUCAGGAUGACAUGGUUGUUUUUCUUUCAAUAUGCUAGUUUGUUAGCAGAGUUAAGGAUGUGUGCCAAUAAACUAUCCUAAUGUGUGCACAUGA